Molecule: messenger RNA, 1340 nt
Organism: Annulohypoxylon maeteangense
Lineage: Eukaryota; Fungi; Ascomycota; Sordariomycetes; Xylariales; Hypoxylaceae
Product: S-adenosyl-L-methionine-dependent methyltransferase
Exons: 3
Coding region: 313-1200 (295 amino acids)
Source: RefSeq, a predicted model, not a curated record
GUGAAUAUAUCGCUAUGCAAGUUGGCGUCUCACUGCCCACAUUCUGGUCGACCUCUAUGUAAGUACCUAUACCACCAUCCCUUUCUCUGCAUCGUCGGUAUGAGAGUGGAGUUUGUGUCACCCUCCACGCCACUUGAUUCUGUGCAACAUGACCAGUGUGCCAGUAGUACCUAGUAGCGUCUUUGUUAAAGACGCAGCACAUUUGUGCUGUGCUGAGCUGAAAGCACCAGAGCCUUUUAAAGCCCCCAACAUCCUUACCUUAGGAUCGUUCUAUCACUCUCUUUGACCUAUCUCUUAACUCGUUUCCUGCUCAUGAGAAAUCAAGCAACUCUGUUUUCAAGACACUGUACAUGCAUCACGACCAUGCCGGAUAUUUACGCAGACAAACUCACUCGAUCCGCGGCCGAGGGACGCAGGCUCAAUGGACAGUUUGACCUCCUGACUAGGAAUAUCGGCUACCUCAUUCACCCUCGCAUUGCCGCUGCCCUUCCUCCCAGUCCUCGCAUCGCAGACAUCGGCACAGGAACUGGCCACUUCCUACAGUGCGUACAGGAAUCGGGAGCAUUCCCCAAUGCUACACUGGAUGGAUAUGAUAUCUCUUCGUCCAUGUACCCGCAACCGCUCCCCAAGGAUAUCAACCUGAAAGUUCUAGAUAUGAAACAGCCAGUUCCAGAAGAGCUCCAUGGAGUCUACGACCUGGUGCAUGCCCGUGUACUUGUGGCGGCUAUACUACCGACUGAGUGGACAGCCCUUGUUCGCAACCUGACGAAGCUGCUGAAGCCUGGAGGGUGGCUGCAAUGGGGAGAGGGUAACUUCAUCUCAGCGACGUUUCUUCGGGGAGGAGCCUUGGAAUCCUCGCCGACUGAUACCCUCAUUGCGCUAGGCAAUAAGUGGAAAACAGAGAUGCGUGAACGCUUCGAGUGCGGCUGGAGUACUCUACCAGAGGAUAUGCGAGCAGCGGGACUGGAUUCGGUCGACAGCGACUGCGUGAGCUCUGACAGGCUGCCAGAAACGAGGAAGGAGGCAGUAGAGAAUGGCAUGACGGCUAUCUUCUCUUGGUUGCGCGCGUUGGCCUCGAAAGGUGUGGGAAUGACUAACGAGGAGCUGGACGUAGCCGAGAAACGAGCAAACGAGGAGAUUGAGGCGGGUGGCUAUGUCAGAUAUGAUGUCUACGUCGUCACAGGAAAGAAAGUCCUGUGAGAUGCAAUAUGUUCCAGAUAUAGGACGAGGCUUUGCUGAACUAGGAGGUAUCCCACCAUGAGUGUUAGUCGUAUAUACAGACAUUGCGUAGAGUUGUAUCAUCGUAGUCACUUUUAAUCCAUCAAUGCGUCUACCUCGAA